This is a messenger RNA of Acomys russatus (golden spiny mouse), 762 nucleotides long. It is a transcript of the gene Tnnc2, whose product is annotated as troponin C2, fast skeletal type. The transcript is spliced from 6 exons. Lineage: Eukaryota; Metazoa; Chordata; Mammalia; Rodentia; Muridae. Gene Ontology annotation, molecular function: calcium ion binding. Bases 136 to 618 code for a protein of 160 amino acids. The record is from RefSeq and is a predicted model, not a curated record. Gene Ontology annotation, cellular component: myosin II complex.
UCCAGUUUUGGGGAGGAGGGAGGAGGGAAGAGAGGAUGCCCCUACAAAUCCUGGGGGCUAGAGAGAUCUGGGGCAUCUUUGGGUGGUGAAGUGCGGAGGAGACCCACAGCAGAGGAGUGCCAGUCACCAGCAACCAUGACGGACCAACAGGCUGAGGCCAGGUCCUACCUCAGCGAGGAGAUGAUCGCUGAGUUCAAGGCCGCCUUCGACAUGUUUGACGCUGAUGGUGGCGGGGACAUCAGCGUUAAAGAGCUGGGCACUGUCAUGAGGAUGCUAGGGCAGACACCCACCAAAGAGGAACUGGACGCCAUCAUUGAGGAGGUGGAUGAGGAUGGCAGCGGUACCAUCGACUUUGAGGAGUUCUUGGUCAUGAUGGUGCGCCAGAUGAAAGAGGAUGCGAAGGGGAAGAGCGAAGAGGAGCUGGCAGAGUGUUUCCGCAUCUUUGACAGGAACGCAGACGGCUACAUUGAUGCUGAGGAGCUGGCUGAGAUUUUCCGGGCGUCUGGGGAGCAUGUGACAGAUGAGGAGAUCGAAUCCCUGAUGAAGGACGGCGAUAAGAAUAAUGACGGCCGCAUUGACUUCGACGAGUUCCUGAAGAUGAUGGAAGGCGUUCAGUAAGGAGCCGGCCUUCUCUUCCAUCCAGAUUGCAGGUCCCCUGGGCGUGGGCAACUAACUCUACUCUUGCCUUCCCCGCCCCACCUGAGAAGGUCUGCUCCGUCGUGCUUUGUGGCUGGAAGGAAUAAAGCUGACAAUGUAAAGCUG